Messenger RNA from Diversispora eburnea, 1344 nucleotides. NCBI's taxonomy places the organism in Eukaryota, Fungi, Glomeromycota, Glomeromycetes, Diversisporales, Diversisporaceae. The record is from the annotation of a GenBank genome assembly.
AUGGAUCCCGAAGUUUUUGAUAUUAUAGAAAAGGAGAAAAAGAGACAACGCGAGAGUAUAGUUCUUAUUCCAUCAGAAAAUUUUACGUCACGUGCUGUUAUGGAGGCAUUAGGUUCGGUUAUGCAAAAUAAAUACUCGGAAGGAUAUCCUGGUGCAAGAUAUUACGGUGGAAAUGAAUUUAUUGAUCAAUCCGAAACUUUGUGUCAAAAGCGAGCUUUGGAAGCUUUUGGAUUAAAUGGAUCGGAAUGGGGAGUAAAUGUACAAGCAUUCGCGAUAUUAAAACCACAUGAAAGAUUAAUGGGAUUGGAUUUACCACAUGGUGGACAUUUAUCUCAUGGUUACCAAACAGAAACCAAAAAGAUAUCAGCAGUAUCUUCCUAUUUUGAAACAUUACCAUAUCGUGUGAAUGAAAAAACCGGAAUAAUAGAUUACGACGCUCUGGAAGCGAGUGCAAUUUUAUAUCGACCUAAAAUCAUUAUUGCUGGUGCAAGUGCAUACCCCAGAAAUUUUGAUUAUGCACGUAUGAAACAAAUUGCUGAUAAAGUCAACGCCUAUUUAAUGGCUGAUAUUGCUCACAUAAGUGGAUUAAUCUCUGCUGGAGUUUUACCUUCUCCUUUUGCAUUUGCUGAUAUUGUUACAACUACAACUCAUAAAUCUCUUCGAGGUCCACGUGGUGCUUUAAUAUUUUAUAGAAAAGGGACUAGAACUAUUGAUAAGAAAGGAAAAAAUGUCGUCUAUGAUUUGGAAAAUCUUAUAAAUCAAUCCGUAUUCCCUGGUCAUCAGGGUGGUCCACAUAAUCAUACCAUCACAGCAAUUUCCGUAUCACUUGAACAAACCAAGCAUUCCAUUUUUAGAGAAUAUCAACGACAAAUAUUAAAAAAUAGUUUUGCAUUCGCUAAGGCAUUUAAGAAACAUGGAUACGAUUUAGUUUCAGGUGGCACUGAUACUCAUUUAGUACUUGUGGAUUUGAGGAAUAAACAUAUCGAUGGUGCUCGUGUUGAACAUAUCCUUGAAAUGAUAAAUAUUGCAGUCAACAAGAACACGGUUCCUGGUGAUACAAGCGCGUUUAUUCCGGGAGGAAUUCGUGUAGGUACGCCGGCUAUGACUACUCGUGGUUUCGUUGAAUCCGAUUUUGAAAAAGUAGUUGAGUUUAUUCAUAAUGGUAUAUUAUUAACCAUUGAUAUUAACAAGAGAAUCUCUAGAACCAGAAUUAGAGAUUUCAAAGAUUACAUGGGAGAGAGAGCCCCCGAUCCUCUACUCGAGGAAUUAAAACACAAUGUAACGAAUUUUGCAAAACGAUUUCCCACAAUAGGGUUUAAAGAACGAAUAAAAGAUGAAAUAUGA